ACUUUUAAAUUUCCCCAUCCUGUAGACCAAUAGUGCAUACGUGUCAUCAUUGUUUCUGUCAAAUUAUGUGGGAGGUCCAGCUAGGGCCAAAUUCCAUUAAAUGGUAGGAAUCUCAUGAUUGAAACAUGGUAGAUAUAUAUAAUAAUGGGAUAUCUUGUGAAAUGUAGAAGAGGUGCAUAAUGAUAGACACAAAAUUUAUGUUUUGAUACACAAACCAACGCAGACACAAACGCACUGCACAAACUCACAUAACAUACACAAAUUUGUUGCUAGUAGUCAUCUUCUAAUUCACUGUCGUCACUCUCGAUUUUCAUGCUCUGAAAGUUUUUGACCGCGAAAGAAGUCGUUCCUUUCAUAUUUAGGUCUCUCUGAGAUCUCGAGCUCCUAUCACCACCCUCCAUGUCCUGAUCCAGCAACUCCACUGACAGUCUCCUCAUCUGGGAAAUAGCCGAGGGCCUCAACUGGACUUGGUCCUUGCAAAAGUCUGCCUGAAAAACCAUUGACCACGAUUCUCUCUCCCUGUGAUCGAUCUCGGGGGCCUUCUUCUGCCGGGAGAUCUUGCCAAAACUGCUCACCCUUCUUGCCCGGAUCGGUCUGGCAUGAUGCCGUGGUGAUUCGGCUCCUGGGGACUUUGAAAUCCGAGCUCGUGAUCUGUUGUCGAUGGUGCUGUCUAGAGACGAGGAGAGGUCCAUUGCCUCUAUGGUGUCCGACUUUCUCUUGGAUCUGAGAGCUGCCGACAGAGACGGGAGCGUUCUACUCUUGUUCUUCUUGUCUGUCAGAGUGGACGCGUCGUAAGGCUCCCUGGGUAUCUCUUUCGCCGACGUGAUCUGCUCCAUCUUUGUGAGGCGACGGAGGGCGAGUUUCAGCUCCUUUCUGUCUUUGCACACGUUCAGCCCGUCCGUGUAGAUCUUCUUGGCUUUCUCCCACUCGUUGGCGCAGCAGAGAGCGGCGCCCAUCCGCAGGUAGAGCUUGGGAUCCGCGGGCCGAAGUCGCACCGUCGCCUCUGAGUCCUUGUAGAUCUGCAUGAGUGAGCGCAUGAUCUUGUUGCAGCUUACGCUGCCGGGCGAGUGCCGCGGGCUCGUCUGCGUCAUCCUCUCGGACACUUCCUGCCGCACCAGACCGCUCACCAUUCCAAUGGACGGGUCGUAGAUGCAGUCCAGCUCCGUCUGGAGCUCUAGGGCGAGUGCCUGGUCGAACUGACGGGCGGCCGUUUGCAGGUCUCCCUUUGCGAACGCAUCUCGUCCGACUCUGGCGGCGGAGAUGUACAUAUCCAGAGUAGCGCGGACCGUCUCUGGAGUCGGGGAGGUCGUCGAGCUGAGGUCGUUCCCUAUGGAGUCCUCGUUGCUCCCGCUGCUGCUGUACGAGCACGAGCUGCUCGCGAUCGAUCUUCGCUUGGACAUCAUGACAGACUACUGAGCUAGGAAUCUAGCAAUGGUAGUGGCUAAUAAUACUGAACUGGCACUAAUUGACGCUAGGCUUUUGUAACGGUAUUCGAUGACGCUUGCGUAUAUAUACCUACAAAAUUUGGACAAAAAUGGUAGUGUGGGGGCGGGGUCUGUGAGGAAUUUGCUCCGCUCGCUCGAGCGCUGACCCUAUCAAAACACCCAGCGCGGCGAUGGCAGUGACGGCAGUCUUCCUCAUCAUCUGCACAUUCACACUGAUUACAUGUUGUUACUCCCAAGGACCAGCAGGAGGACGAGUGAAUAUACUCUCAGUGAAUGAGAGUGUGGAGCUGUUCUGUAUGACAGACUGGAAGGUUUUCCCUGUAUUUUCAGCCAACCUUGACAUCAACUUGAGGCCUCCUUGUCCCUCCUGCCACCCCAGCUACAACUACGUAAUCCACGACAACCAGUUUAUCGUACCCUCGACUGAGAUAGUGACCUUCUUUACUUUUCUCCCAGAAAAACCGUUUGUGUAUACCCAGGUUGUCUCCACGCCAAACUGUGAACCUCUGAGCAUAUACGAAUCAAUUCUCAGUCCCAGUUUGCUCUACCUGGAUUGCAAGGAUAUCGAAAAUGACGGAAACUAUUUCCUUGCUCAAUUGGAGCGGUUUCCUGGGAGAAGUGGAGACAAUAUUUGGAUAUUCAGUACACUGAGUGGGUUUGGUAGCUUGGAGCAGGCUGGGACCUAUGUAGGGGUUAUGGCCAUUGACCUUGUCAUGAUGCUGUAUGUACAUGAAACCCAGGACUACAUAGAGUUAAACGGUUUUCUCACGGGCUACAUCGACAUUCUAACCAAACCCUCAGAGUGCACUAAUAUAGUCAGAAUAUCAGCGACUGGAAACUCUGGCGAUAGACUGCUCCUGGAGUGUUCGACCUCUGAAACAGAGCUGGUCUCAGUUAUCCAUAUCUUGGACUCUGUGACUAGUAGCACACACCUACUAACAACGUCCCCCUACGAAAUCUGCCCCAUUAGAUUCUCAGAGGAUGGUUCGGUAGCGGCGAUAUUCACGGAAUUCAACAUCAUUGUCAUAGACUUGGUUUCUGAAAGCUACACGAAUGUGACUGUCAAUCAAAGCAUUUACGAUGGGGUCGUCUCUCAAUCCACCAGUAGCAACACUUUCUACCUUGUGUACUCCACUAUUGGUGGACUUCACAGGCUUCAGCUCUCUUUAACUACAACUAAAACCAAGAGGACAAUACAAAUUUGGAGCGAGUCCCUUUUUCCCAAUACAGGUAGUAUCUGUGCUAGGGAAGGAUGCCCACUGUUGUAUAUGGUUAAUCAGGAUCUCGUUUUGGCAGCUGUUGACUCUAAAGUUGCCCUUCUCUCCAUAUCCGGUCUGGAGCGAGUCGCGAUGGACAUUCAGACUCAACAUCCUCCCUUGCGAUUCGUGUUCCAAACUGUGAAUAAUUCCGUGUGCGGACUCACUCCUAGCGUUUGCUCGUUAUCGUCACUGGAGGUAACUAUAGUUCCGUCGCUUGAAGCCAGAAUCCCAUUACAACAUGGUAACGUUAAGGAGCAGGGUAACCCGAUUAAACAAACUACUGCUGCUGCCAUUGGUGUAGCAGCUACUAUAGUCACUCUUAUGGUGACAGUUAUCCUUACAGCAAUCCUUUUAGUAGCAGCUCGCAAAAAGAAAUGGCUUUACUCUGGUGGAACAGCAUUUACAAGGUAUAAGAGGUCGUCUGAUCGAGUCGAACUCAUCAGCUGUGGAUUGGAAUCUGCAUCCGGUGAAAGUAUGGAUUCAGGCAUGAUCCAGCUCUCCCGUUGUAGCACUGAUUCUUGCAUUAUUGAUGAUGAUGAGUGUGCCACUGAUGAGAGCAAAUGUGAGCUAUUGACAACGACAGAAGAUGUGGAACCCUCAAAACCUAACGAAACCGUGACAGAAAACAAAGAGACUAACUUUGCCGAACAGAAAGACGGAGGGCUUUAUCGUGCUACACUAGAGGUGGAAAGAGACAAGCACAAUGAGACAUCGAUGUCUUCAUGCGAUCAUCUGCAAAUUCAUGCACAAGAAGAACAGCACAAUGAUGCUGGGGGGAAAUUGUUUGUUCAUGGAUAUUAUUUAUCUCGACAGCAUGCAUACCUCUAAGAACAUGUAUAGCCACACUCUGAUAUGUAUAAAAGCACCCCCUGAUUCAUCUGCCAUCUCUACUAUACCCUCCAUGGUUCCUGAUUUACACACACACGUGUACAUUAAUUAUGAUGUGGACACAUGGACUAUAAGGAAUGCUGACUUAAUAUCACUGAAUAUGGUCAUAAAAUAAAUAAGUUCUAUAAUCUCUGAUACACAGUGAAUCUGUACGUGAUGCCGUUCUCUGUAAACUGCCCUUGAGGAACAUCAUCACAACUGUGGAGAGAGAACAUAGCAACACUGUUAAAACCCUUUGGACGCCAUGGGUAUAUAUCUGCUUAAGAAAGCAGAAAAUGAUGUAUAAAGUAUUGGCGCCUAGUAUUAUAACCCGCCAUAUAAAUUCUUAUGGACUUAUGGAGGCUG
Molecule: messenger RNA, 3937 nt
Organism: Geodia barretti
Lineage: Eukaryota; Metazoa; Porifera; Demospongiae; Tetractinellida; Geodiidae
Source: the annotation of a GenBank genome assembly